Messenger RNA from Athene cunicularia (burrowing owl), 825 nucleotides. RefSeq names its product GDP-mannose pyrophosphorylase B (gene GMPPB). The record is from RefSeq and is a predicted model, not a curated record. Gene Ontology annotation, molecular function: mannose-1-phosphate guanylyltransferase (GTP) activity. The annotation marks the transcript as partial. NCBI's taxonomy places the organism in Eukaryota, Metazoa, Chordata, Aves, Strigiformes, Strigidae. Gene Ontology annotation, biological process: GDP-mannose biosynthetic process; cell wall mannoprotein biosynthetic process. The transcript has 5 exons. Gene Ontology annotation, cellular component: cytoplasm.
UUUGUCCUCAACAGCGACGUGAUCUGCGAGUUCCCCUUCGCGGCGCUGGCCCAUUUCCACCGGCAGCACGGCGGUGAGGGCUCGCUGGUGGUGACCCGCGUGGAGGAGCCAGCCAAGUACGGCGUGGUGGUGAGCGAGGCUGACACCGGCCGCAUCUGCCGCUUCGUGGAGAAGCCGCGUGUCUUCGUGUCCAACAAGAUCAAUGCCGGGCUCUACAUCUUCAACCCCGGCAUCCUGCAACGCAUCCAGCUGCGCCCCACCUCCAUCGAGAAGGAGAUCUUCCCGGCCAUGGCGCAGGAGGGGCAGCUCUACGCCAUGGAGCUGCAGGGCUUCUGGAUGGACAUCGGGCAGCCGAAGGACUUCCUUACGGGCAUGUGCAUGUACCUCCAGGCGCUGCGGGCUCAGCACCCCGAGAAGCUGCACUCAGGGCCCGGUGUCGUAGGGAACGUGCUGGUGGACCCCAGCGCCAAGAUUGGGGCAAACUGCGUCAUUGGCCCCAACGUGACAAUUGGGGCCGGUGUGGUGGUGGAGGACGGGGUGCGCAUCAAACGCUGCACUGUGCUGAAGGGGGCCCGCAUCCGCUCCCACUCCUGGCUGGAGUCCUGCAUCGUGGGCUGGAGCUGCUCCGUGGGGCAGUGGGUGCGCAUGGAGAACGUGACAGUGCUGGGCGAGGAUGUCAUCGUCAACGACGAGCUCUACCUCAACGGGGCCAACGUGCUGCCACACAAGUCCAUCGCCGAGUCUGUGCCAGAGCCACGCAUCAUCAUGUAGCAGCCCCUGGUGGGCCCCGCACUCCCGGCUCUCUUGGAUUAAAUAUUUAUAUUU